AUGCUGGUAGCUCUGUGUUUCAUUGAAUUCCUAUCAGGAUUCGUACUUACUAUUCUUUACCGAGAUAUCUGUUCAAACGGAUUAAUAUCAUGUUGGAAUAAUCGUAAAUCACCUUUGGAAAUAUAUGAUCAUUUAUCAAAUUUGAAUCUAGAUCUAAAUCUAGAUCUCAACUAUAACUUUGAUUUGGUCAAUAAGAAAUCUUCGAUUGUAUCUUUCGCUAAAUCGUAUAUAUCCUAUCCUAAUCGUUCUCCCCUUCGAACCCAAGCUCCAGAGCCAAGCUAUACGUUAACGUAUCAAGGCAGCUCCAAUAAAGAUACCUCGAUGAAAAUUGCCAUAUACACGAAAAGCAGUAUCUUACCCACUUCUACUCAAAUCGAAACACCUUAUCAAAUCAUCCUUGAAGUGGUCCCCGAAUCAAUCAACUUCAAUCUGAGUGCCGAAACCUCUUGGAUCAUCGAGCACCUUCAACAACCAACAAUGACAUUCACCUACACCUCCUCAUCAGCUCCUAUUCUCAGUCCCAUCCCUACCACCAUUUCUCUACCAACCCUCACCAGGAUUGAGAAUAUCGCUACAUCGAUCGGUACCAGUCCAAUGAACGUCACGAUGACAAUGAUCUCAUCUACAAAUCUGCCCACCCACACACCCUCAGCUGAUCCUCCAUCACUCGCAGGUUCACUUAUCGACCACCUGACAAAUUCAUCUCAUAAAUUACAAUUACAAUACGCCCUAAAAAGUACUUGGGCAAAAUCUCAGAUUAUACUCAACACUCUGCAAAAAUCAAUCAUCACUUCACUUGCAUUACUACCCAUCGAGGCUCGGACAAUUUUAAACGUUGUAAUGGGUAUCUACACUUUCAAGUUCAUACACUUCAUCUUCAAGCAAAUUGUGAAAAUGGUCUAUUUGACCAUCAUCCGGAAAUUGACUCGAGGCAUAAUCGCAACUUUGACAUCUAUCAUUAAUCUUCUGGAUAAUUGGAUAGAAGACUCCAGUCGUCAAGGUCAGCAGGAAACGAAACCCGAAAGUGUAGCCCAAGGCCAAAGUGAAUUUGGUGUCGAAACGGAAAAUGAAGCUGAGUUAGACAGCAAGAGUAAAGCAAGACGAGGAAGGGAAAGUGACAGUAAGAUUGUGAACGAGCCUCAAGCCCUGUCCGUCGACUCAGAGCUGGAUAACGUGGAAGAAACGAUUUCGUUUGGGAAUGAUACCAAUUCUCAUGAUGCGAACUGCAACUCCGAAAAAGCUAACAUCCCAUAUUUGACUAAAGGACUGGAUUAUCCUGUAUAUAUCGAAUCACCUAUUAUUAACCCCAAAGAUACAACCGUAUACGAUUGUUCUCCUCAAGAUCCCUUGACUCUUCAUCCAUCAAUUCCAAUUGAAGAAGAGAUCAAAUCCAUUACUUUCUCCAACAUUUACCUACCAGAGUCACUUGAAGAGAUCGAGUCCGAACCAUCAAACUCAAUAAGAUCUCAGAAAUCCACUAAAAAUGAAAAGGAAGAUCUAUCGGCCGAGCCCUCACCAUCACGUUCAAUAAUAGUCGACAAGUCUUAA
This is a messenger RNA of Kwoniella shivajii, 1548 nucleotides long. RefSeq lists its product as uncharacterized. NCBI's taxonomy places the organism in Eukaryota, Fungi, Basidiomycota, Tremellomycetes, Tremellales, Cryptococcaceae. The coding region runs from base 1 to 1548 and encodes 515 amino acids. The record is from RefSeq and is a predicted model, not a curated record. The transcript is spliced from 5 exons.